AUGGCGUCCCGCAAGAAACCCUCCAACGCCGCGCGCAAACGAGACGGCAUCCAUUUCGUGAACGCCCGACCGGCCUCGGAAACAGAACGUCUCAAGGCGCAACGAUUGGUGCGAGCUCAUGUUGGUCGAUGGAUCUCCGACCAGACCAAGGACCGCGCAAACCCAGGGUCCGCAUCCGCAUCCGCAUCCUCCUCCUCCUCCUCCUCAUCCUCCUCACGACCCCCGCCUGGAGCGGCCCGUCGCACCAUUCGCGAUUCCGUCUCCCCCUUGUCCAGUGCCAGCACCUCCAGUUCUUCCAGUAGCGACCAUGUCAGCCCAUCUUCCUAUCCUCUGGUGUCCCGUCCCGCGCCAUAUGCCUCCCGGCGGGCGAUUGCCGCCGUCCCCGGGCUCCCUCGUCCCCCGCGGGAAUGGCAGCGUUCCCCGUUCCCGCCGUCACAUGCGAGCGACUCCAGCGACUCCAGCAGCGAUGAUUCCAGCAGCGUCACCGAUUUCUCCAAGGAGCCAACCGCUGUCGUCCCAUGGAAGAAACCCGCUUGCAUCGAACCCCAGAUCUCCGGCUUCUUGGAUCCAUUCGACACUUUACCCUCGAAGUUCUCGCCCGAAGUUGUGAAUUUGAGUGAAACCUACUGCAUAUCAGUGAUUUGGCCAGGACUGAUCCCGAAACCGGGCAAACUCAAAAAGACCGGCGAGACCUGGUUUCCACUCUCUUUAUCCGACCCCGCCCUAUUUACCGCGUUCAUGUAUGGCUCCUUGUGCCAUCAACGAGUCCAAUGGUUGAAGCAUUGGGUACCCGACUCCACCUUUGGGCCUCAGCAGCAGCGCGUGCUGCAGCUUUGCGAGAUGGAAUCCAUCAAGUUGAUUAACCAAGCCGUCCGGGAUCCGACCCGCGCGAUCAGUGAUGCAGUGCUGUUGAGUGUGAUUUGCAUGGCCCACCAUCAAGCCCUGGAGGCGAGUCCGGCGCAGAAUCGAAAUACCCCAUUCAAAGCCCCCUUCCAACGCUUGCAAUGGUUGGACGUCUACGGUCAUCUCCCACCCAAUAUGAUCCACAUUCGAGGGUUGGUGCAACUGGUGAAGCUUCGAGGCGGAUUACAAAACAUCAAACUCGAUGGGUUACGCGCAACAAUCACUUUUUCGGCUAUCAUGACUGCCAGUUGUCUUUGUAUGCCUCCCGGCUUUGAGUUCUGUGCACUGGACGAGAGUCGCACCAGCAUGUCGAUACAAGAGCUUCUUGGCUUUGGCCCAUCUGACAUCGAGCAUGGGUUCGGCCGAUUACAAGGCAUCGGUAUCACUUCCCAAAUGGCCGAGGCAAUGCAAGCGAUUCGCGCCUAUAUCAACAUCGUGGGAGCCUGUCUGGUGAGCCCAUACGACACUUCGUUGCUCGCCGACCAGCGCAACCUCACUCAAUACACCCUUCUCUCUGUCCCCCCUGCCGCGGACAUUUCCACCACCUUCUCCCACCCCAGCCACGAAGCCAUCUACGAGGCUUGUCGCAUCGCCAUGCUGAUUUUCUCCGUCGGCGUUGUCUUCCCGAUUCCCGCAAAUAACACUCCCCUCCCCAGGCUAGCGCAGCAACUCCAAUCUGUCCUUUGCCAACCGAACGCUUCCGUGCUCUGGUCAUCUUCAAGCACCCGUGUCGUACUCAUCUGGAUCCUGAGCCUCGGUGGCAUCGCAGCUUUCGAAAAUGCAACUGAGCGGACCUUCUUUGUGACGGCUCUUCGUGAUACAACACGUCGUAGUGGCUUAUCUUCCUGGGAAGAUGUGAAACGGGCCUUGAGCAUGAUGCUCUGGUUUGAUCUCGCUUGUGACGAGGCUGGUGAGAACAUGUUCUAUGAAGCCACCGAAUCUUGCCUUAUUGAGUGA
Messenger RNA from Penicillium macrosclerotiorum, 1860 nucleotides. RefSeq lists its product as uncharacterized. NCBI's taxonomy places the organism in Eukaryota, Fungi, Ascomycota, Eurotiomycetes, Eurotiales, Aspergillaceae. The record is from RefSeq and is a predicted model, not a curated record. The transcript is spliced from 3 exons. Bases 1 to 1860 code for a protein of 619 amino acids.